CAUGUCGGUGGCGGGGCUGAAGAAGCAGUUCUACAAAGCGACCCAGCUGGUCAGCGAGAAGGUCGGAGGGGCCGAAGGGACCAAGUUAGAUGAUGACUUCAAGGAGAUGGAAAAGAAAGUGGACGUGACCAGCAAGGCUGUCACAGAAGUCCUGACCAGAACCAUAGAGUACCUCCAGCCCAACCCAGCUUCCAGAGCCAAGCUCACCAUGCUCAACACGAUGUCCAAGAUCCGCGGGCAGGUGAAGAACCCCGGCUACCCCCAGUCUGAGGGGCUGCUGGGGGAGUGCAUGAUCCGCUAUGGCAAGGAGCUGGGAGAGGAUUCCAACUUUGGGGACGCGCUCCUCGACGCCGGCGAGUCCAUGAAGCGCCUGGCGGAGGUGAAGGACUCGCUGGACAUCGAGGUCAAACAAAACUUCAUUGAUCCCCUGCAGAACCUGUGUGACAAGGACCUGAAAGAGAUCCAGCACCACCUCAAGAAGCUGGAAGGGAGGCGCCUGGAUUUCGACUACAAGAAGAAGCGGCAGGGCAAGAUCCCCGACGAGGAGCUGCGACAGGCCAUGGAGAAGUUUGAGGAGUCCAAGGAAGUGGCAGAGACCAGCAUGCACAACCUCCUGGAGACAGAUAUCGAGCAGGUGAGCCAGCUGUCAGCCCUGGUGGAUGCCCAGCUGGAUUACCACAGGCAGGCCGUGCAGAUCCUGGACGAGCUGGCCGAGAAGCUCAAGCGCAGGAUGAGGGAGGCCUCCUCCCGUCCCAAGCGGGAAUACAAACCCAAGCCCAGGGAGACGUACGACUUCAGGGAGCCUGACCAGUCCAACGGGGGCUUCUCCUGCAACCCCACCCCCAAAGCCUCAGCUUCCGCCUCUUUCCGGUCGGACAAGCCGUCCCGGGCCUCCGUCAGGAGUAUCCCCCCCCUGGACCAGCCCUGCUGCAAAGCCCUCUAUGACUUCGAGCCCGAGAACGACGGCGAGCUGGGCUUCAAGGAGGGCGACAUCAUCACCCUGACGAACCAGAUCGACGAGAACUGGUACGAGGGGAUGAUCCACGGCCAGUCCGGCUUCUUCCCGCUCAACUACGUGGAAGUGCUGGUCCCGCUACCUCAGUGAAACGGCGCCGCUCGGCCCCGAGUGUCCCGAGCUCCAUUCCAGCUCCAGCCCCGCCCUCCCCGCCUCCCCUCGGGGCCAGGCGCUACCAGGGAACAAACCAGAAGGGUCCCACGGCCCCUUCCCCCCGUGAAUUUGGUUAUUUCCUUUUUUUUUCCUUUUUUUUUUUUUUUUGUCCUUCUGGUGCUUGAACUUCGGUACUUUGUGCGCCCCCGGCCCCGGCCGUGCUGCCGGCACUGCCCUGUCCUGUCCCUCCCCACUUUCCAUCUUUCCUGUGGGUCCAGUGCGUGGGUGAGGCAGGUGGGAGAGCCAGAAUGUGUCCUGGGCACGGGUGGCACAGCCAGGAUGUGUCCUGGCACAGGGAUGGCCCCGGUGGCACAGCCAGGAUGUGUCCUGGGCACAGGUGGCAGAGCCAGGAUGUGUCCUGGGCACAGGUGGCACAGCCAGGAUGUGCCCUGGCACAGGGAUGGCCCCAGGGCAGGGCAGCCCCAGCCCCAGCGUCCCGUCCCAGCCAGCACUGCCCCUGUCCCCACUGUCCCCAUGGAUCCCUGGAGGGAUCCCGGAGGGAUCAGGGGAGGGGAGCUGGGGCACAGCAACACUAAAACACCCAGAGAACACUAACACAGCCCUGCCUGGGGCUCGGAGCCAUCCCUGCCCAUCCUGCAGGGACACCAGGGAUGUCCCCUGCCCGUCUGGCCCCCUCCCCACUGAGCUCAGCCCCGGGGUGGGGGAGCUGCUCCUUCUGCCCAUGGUUUUUUCGUGGACCUCAGGCUUUUCCUGCUCCAAACUCCCAAGUCAGUCCCACCUGGAGGAUCACCUGGAAGGGGAGGAACUGGGCCACAGCCUGGGCUGUCUCUGUGGUGGGACAGAGGUCAUGGCUCCUCUGCCCAGGGCUCUGCCCAUUCCCCCUUCCCGGGGAUCCCUCCUGUGACUGGAGCUCACCUGGCCCUCAGGUGCCUUCCCUGCACCCCCAGCCUGCCCCAGCCACCCUCCCUGGGGGCCAGGCACCCCUCUGGCCCUGCAUUGCUGGGAGAAGGGAUGGUUCAUCUCGGUGGCACUUCUGCCAGCCCUUCUCCCCCCGCUGUGCUUUCCCUGCCCAGGAGGUGGCCAUGGGGUUGGGGUGGGGCUGCAGGGCAGCGUGUGCUGGGCUCCGUGGUUUCCCUUGCUGCAGAUGGGGGUUCUGCCCCUCGUGGGGAUGGGAUGGGCCCUGCUGGGUGAGCCCCAGCUGUGCAGGGCUGUGCUGCUGCACCCCUGUCCCUGCAGCACCCCUGUCCCUGUCCCUGCUGCUCCUGCUGCCGUUCUUUGUAAGGAUUUGGUCCGUGCAUGUCCACGUGUGUCUGACCCCCCAGCAGUGACCCUGGCCCCGGGGGGUGCACAGGGCAGCCCCCCCUGCUCCCAGCAGGGCAGGGAGCCCAUGGGACCGGAGUCCUGGGGGCCCUUCCCGCUGUCCCCUCCCCGCCGGGGGACGCUGGCUCCCGCUCAGGUGGAUUGAAACGCGUUCUGUCAGCUGGGACACCUCGCUAGAUCUUUUUUUGGGGUUUGUUUGUUUUGGUUUUGUUUUUUUGUUGGUUUUUUUUUUUAAUGGUUUCUCCUGGUUUUUAGGGGAAAAAAUGAUGACCCACAGUUCUUGACUUGUAUCUCUGAAUGAAAGUAUUAAAUGUUUUCUUCUUUCUAA
Messenger RNA from Camarhynchus parvulus, 2777 nucleotides. RefSeq names its product SH3 domain containing GRB2 like 1, endophilin A2 (gene SH3GL1). The transcript has 10 exons. Lineage: Eukaryota; Metazoa; Chordata; Aves; Passeriformes; Thraupidae. Gene Ontology annotation, molecular function: protein binding. Bases 2 to 1105 code for a protein of 367 amino acids. The record is from RefSeq and is a predicted model, not a curated record. Gene Ontology annotation, biological process: synaptic vesicle uncoating. Gene Ontology annotation, cellular component: presynapse; glutamatergic synapse; cytoplasm.